CCCCCUUCCCUGCGCCUGUAGUCGCGGCUGUGGCUGCAGCCGCCUCCUGAGCUGACCGAGUUCUGGGGGCUCCCUCCCCUGGCGCCGUUCGCGUUCUUCUGUUGCCUUCACUGACGAUGAGUCCCUGCGCGGCUGUGUGUGGACCCCGCGGAGACCACCGACGCAGUUUCAUCUAGCGACUGGUCACCCUUGCAAUUAUGGAUAUUUAAAAGGAUCAGACAGUGUGGAGGGGGAGUUCCCCUCCCCACUCCCCCUUGGUGCUUGACUCCAGGAAUAAUUUAUAAACUGUGGAAUUUUUUAAUGAAGAACUUUUAUUUGAUAUGAACUUUAUAGAGCUAUUUAUAAUUUUUUUGAUUUAAGUGCCAAAAAAUUAUAUAAAGAUAUAUAGUUUUAUACUAUUGCUAUGAGGAUUUAAAUUACAAUCUUGAAAAGAUAAUUUAUUCUCUCAGUUUUCCUGAAUAGCACCUUUGCAUCCUGGCUGUUUCAUUUUUAAAAAUUAGUUUUAACUGACUAUUCUGAAGAAGUAAAGCACUAUAAAAACUAUUAGGAUGAAUUCUUCCAUCCCUGACUGCACAUCAAAGUGUCGAUCCCUGAAGCAUGCUUUGGAUGUCCUUGCUGUGGUAACCAAGGGAAGUGAAAACCAGAUUAAGGCUUUUCUUGCCAGUCAUUGCUACAAUGCUGCAACUAUCAAGGAUGCCUUUGGCAGGAAUGCCCUCCACCUUGUCUCUUCCUGUGGAAAGAAAGAGGUGUUAGAUUGGCUUAUUGAAAAAGGAGUGGAUCUGUUGGUGAAAGACAAGGAGUCAGGAUGGACAGCGUUGCACAGAAGCAUUUUUUACGGACAUAUUGAUUGCGUUUGGUCUCUAUUGAAGCAUGGUGUUAGUCUGUAUAUUCAAGAUAAAGAAGGCUUGUCAGCUUUGGAUCUUGUAAUGAAGGAUAGACCAACUCAUGUAGUAUUCAAGAAUACUGAUCCUACAGACGUCUACACUUGGGGUGAUAAUACAAACUUUACCUUGGGUCAUGGAAGCCAGAAUAGCAAAUAUCAUCCAGAAUUGGUCGAUUUGUUCUCCCGGAGUGGGGUUUAUAUCAAGCAGGUGGUGCUUUGUAAAUUUCACUCAGUUUUUCUGUCUCAGAAAGGGCAGGUUUAUACCUGUGGUCAUGGUCCUGGAGGACGAUUAGGCCAUGGAGAUGAACAGACAUGCUUGGUCCCUCGGCUUGUGGAAGGACUCAUUGGUCAUAAUUGUUCCCAAGUGGAUGCUGCUGAGGAUCAUACUAUUGUAUUAACUGAAGAUGGAUGUGUUUAUACAUUUGGUCUAAAUAUUUUUCAUCAAUUAGGAAUCAUUCCUCCACCUUCCAGUUGUAAUGUACCCAGACAGAUGCAGGCAAAGUAUUUGAAAGGAAGGACAAUCAUUGGAGUGGCAGCUGGCAGAUUUCAUACAGUUUUGUGGACUAGAGAAGCUGUUUAUACUCUGGGACUAAAUGGUGGACAACUGGGUUAUCUACUAGAUCCCAAUGGAGAAAAAUGUGUAACUGCUCCUCGUCAAGUCUCUGCCCUUCAUCAUAAGGACAUCGGUCUAUCUUUGGUUACAGCAAGUGAUGGAGCCACAGUCUGUGUUACCACAAAGGGAGAUAUUUACUUACUUGCAGACUAUCAGUGCAAGAAGAUAGCUUCUAAACAACUGAACUUGAAAAAGGUUCUUGUGUCUGGAGGUUGUAUGGAAUACAAGGUUGAUCCUGAACAUUUGAGAGAAAAUGAGGGUCAAAAAAUUUGCAUUCUUGCAAUGGAUGGAGCUGGAAGGGUGUUUUGUUGGAGAUCAGCCAGCAGUUCUCUUAAGCAGUGUCGCUGGGCCUAUCCACGGCAGGUCUUCAUUUCUGAUAUUGCUUUAAAUAGAAAGGAAAUUCUGUUUGUCACACAGGAUGGGGAAGGAUUUAGAGGGAAAUGGUUUGAAGAAAAAAAAAAGAGUUCUGAAAAGAAAGCAGAGAUUUUAUCAAGCCUUCAUAAUUCGUCAUCAGAUGUGACUUGUGUCUCUGAAAUAAAUAGUGUGUAUGAAAGAAUUCGACUUGAAAAACUUACUUUUGCACAUAGAGCUGUUAGUGUCAGCACAGAUCCAAGUGGAUGCAACUUUGCAAUCCUGCAGUCAGAUCCUAAAACAAGCCUUUAUGAAAUUCCAGCUGUGUCCUCAUCAUCCUUUUUUGAAGAGUUUGGCAAACUUUUGAGGGAAACAGAUGAAAUGGACAACAUUCAUGAUGUGACAUUUCAAGUUGGCAAUAGAAUCUUCCCUGCACAUAAAUAUAUUUUGGCAAUGCGUUCUGACUUUUUUCAGAAAUUGUUUCUUUCAGAUGGUACUGCUUUAGAAUUUACAGAUGUUUACCGGAAAGAUGAAGAUUCUGCAGGAUGCCAUCUCUUUGUGGUAGAGAAGGUUCAUCCUGACUUGUUUGAAUAUCUUUUGCAAUUUAUAUACACAGACACUUGUGACUUUUUAACGCAUGGUUUCAGACCAAGAAUACACUUAAACAAAAAUACAGAAGAAUAUCAGGGCACUCAGAGUUCCCAUUUGCAUGAAAUGAAUUGCCAUGAAGAUGAUAAUCAGAAGUCAACAUUUGAAGUUUACAAAAGUAAUCAAGCUCAUAAAAUGUGUGAAAGGCAGAAGAACAAACCCAAAUCUUGUAAAAAAGGAAAGAGUGUUGGGGAAGAUGAUCCUGUAAGAAUGUUGCAAAGUGUUGCAAAUAAAUUUGGCUUCAGUAAUUUGAGUAGUAGGUUAGAUGGAGUCAGGUUUGAAAAUGAAAAAAUUAAUAUUAUUGCCAAGAAAACUGGUAACAAACUGAAGCUAAAUCAGAAAAAAUGUUCAUUUCUGUGUGAUGUGACCAUGAAAUCAGUAGAUGGAAAGGAAUUUUCAUGUCAUAAAUGUGUUCUUUGUGCUAGACUUGAAUAUUUUCAUAGUAUGCUGAGUAGCACAUGGAUUGAGGCUUCCAGUUGUGCAGCUUUGGAAAUGCCAAUACAUUCUGAUAUAUUAAAAGUUAUUUUGGACUACCUCUAUACUGAUGAAGCUGUGGCAAUAAAAGAAUCUCAAAAUGUAGAUUUUAUUUGUAGUGUUCUUGCGGUGGCUGAUCAACUUCUCAUAACUCGACUGAUAGAGAUUUGUGAAGUAGCAUUAACUGAAAAACUUACCCUUAAGAAUGCUGCUAUGCUACUGGAAUUUGCAGCAAUGUAUAAUGCUGGACAAUUGAAACUGUCUUGUUUACAGUUUAUGGGACUAAAUAUGGCAGCUUUACUUGAAGCAAGGUCUCUUGAUGUUUUAAGUGAUGGUGUUUUGAAGGAUCUUUCUGUGUUUUACCGAAAAAUGAUUCCAGCAAUGGAUAGAAGAGUCAUUACACCAUAUCAAGAUGGACCAGAUGUUAGCUAUUUGGAAAUAGAAGAUGGAGAUAUUUUUUUGAAAGAAGAAAUAAAUAUGGAUCAACAGUAUUCGGAAACUAUGUUCAAGAAGGCAAAAACAAAAGCUAAAAAGAAGCCACGUAAACGUUCAGAUAGUUCUGGAGGUUAUAACCUUUCAGAUAUUAUUCAGAGUCCAUCAUCUACAGGAUUGUUAAAGUUUGAUAAGACCAAUUCUGUGGAAUCUCUUCCAGAACUAUUGACAUCAGACUCUGAAGGAAGCUAUGUAGGCGUGGGUAGUCCUAGAGAUUUACAGUCUCCUGAUUUUACAACAGGAUUUCAUUCAGAUAAGAUUGAGGGAAAAGUUAAACCAUAUGUUAAUGGUAUACCUCCUACAUAUUCUAAAGAAGAUUUAAAACCAUGGGAAAAGUCACCAAUACUUAAAAUGUCUGCUCCACAGCCUAUUCCCAGUAACAGAAUUGAUACCACCAACUCUUCCAGUUGGGUUGCUAGUUCUUGCAGUCCUGUUAGCCCUCCUGUUGUGGAUCUGAGAACCAUCAUGGAAAUAGAAGAAAGCAGACAAAAGUGUGGAGCUACACCAAAGUCACAUUUAGGCAAAGUGGUUUCUCAUGGAGUUAAACUUUCUCAGAAGCAACGAAAAAUGAUUGCAUUGACUACCAAAGAAAUCAAUUCAGGAAUGAAUAGCAUGGAAACAGUUUUAAACACAUCUUCAAAAGCCCCCAAACCAGUAAAUGCAUGGACAUCUUCUCUACAUUCAGUUUCAUCCAAGUCUUUCCGAGAUUUCUUACUAGAAGAAAAAAAGUUUGUUAUUGGCCAUAGUUCAGGGGAUCAUGUCAAAAAAGUUUGUUUUAAAGGAAUUGAAAAUUCUCAGGAUCCAAAGGUUUUAAGAUGCUCUACCCGUUGUGCCACAGGACCAGAAGGCAGCCACAUUUCAGAUUUACCCCUUCUAGACGGUCCCAAUCCCUGGCUGUCUUCUUCAAUGACUGCUUCUUCCAUGGUAGCCCCAGUCACUUUCGCAUCUAUCGUAGAAGAAGAACUACAACAGGAAGCAGCUCUUAUUAGAAGCCGAGAAAAACCCUUGGCUCUAAUUCAGAUUGAGGAGCAUGCAAUACAAGAUUUAUUGGUCUUCUAUGAGGCACUUGGCAACCCUGAAGAGUUUGUCAUUGUUGAAAGGACACCACAGGGACCACUGGCAGUACCUAUGUGGAAUAAGCACGGAUGCUAGUUCAUUGUGGGGUUGAAAUGCAUUUUUUUAUCAUUAUGAUUGGUGGUAUACAGAAAAGCUGUGCAAAAGAGUUCUUAUAAAAUUGGUAACAUUCUAGAUAGAAUAAGAAAGGAUCUAAUUCCUUUACUGCAGUUAAAACAUAAUGUUUAUAUGAUUAAAAUGAAAUUCCUCAGAAUUGUGAUUUUAAUAACCUUUUAUGUAAAAAUGUGUGAGAGAAAAAACUUAUUAGGUUAAGGUUAAAUAGGAUUGUUUCUUCUGAGUAAUCUAACAAAGGAAAAUAGGAAUGAAUUGUAAAAUAUAUGGCAAUGUGUUAAAAAUAACUUUUUUGAUUGAGAAUUUAAAAGAUUUUGCCAAA
Molecule: messenger RNA, 4968 nt
Organism: Carlito syrichta (Philippine tarsier)
Lineage: Eukaryota; Metazoa; Chordata; Mammalia; Primates; Tarsiidae
Gene: IBTK
Product: inhibitor of Bruton tyrosine kinase
Exons: 29
Coding region: 549-4613 (1354 amino acids)
Biological process (GO): negative regulation of protein phosphorylation
Cellular component (GO): nucleoplasm; cytoplasm
Molecular function (GO): protein tyrosine kinase inhibitor activity; protein kinase binding
Source: RefSeq, a predicted model, not a curated record